Messenger RNA from Sporothrix brasiliensis 5110, 870 nucleotides. RefSeq lists its product as uncharacterized. Gene Ontology annotation, cellular component: nucleus; U1 snRNP. Bases 1 to 870 code for a protein of 289 amino acids. Lineage: Eukaryota; Fungi; Ascomycota; Sordariomycetes; Ophiostomatales; Ophiostomataceae. The record is from RefSeq and is a predicted model, not a curated record. Gene Ontology annotation, biological process: spliceosomal snRNP assembly; mRNA splicing, via spliceosome; mRNA 5'-splice site recognition. The transcript has 3 exons. Gene Ontology annotation, molecular function: pre-mRNA 5'-splice site binding; zinc ion binding.
AUGCCUAGAUGCGAUUACUGCGAUGUCUACCUCACCCACGACUCGAUGAGCGUGCGCAAGGCCCACAACAGCGGCCGCAAUCAUCUGCGCAAUGUCGUCGACUACUACCAACAAAUCGGCCACGAAAAGGCACAAUCAGUUAUCGACUCGAUCACCUCUUCCUACGCCGCCGAGGGCCAGGCCCAUGCAAACCCCAUGCUCCCCCACAACCAGCCCGGCUACGCUGCCGCCCAAGCCCGCUUCGGCGGCGGACGUCCGGGCUUUAUGAAUGGCGGGGGCCCUCCGGGUGGGCCGCGUGGCAUGCCCAUGCCGCCGUCCUUUGGCGGUGCCAGCGGUGCCCCGGGCGCGCCUGGUGCCCCGGGUGCGCCCGGUGUCGGCGGCCUGCCCAUGCCGCCACCACACUUCAGCUUCCCCGGCGGCAUCCCGCCACCCAUUCCACCUCCAGGCAGCGGUCUACCGCCACCGCCCGGCAGUGCAGCCUUUGGCGGGGGCGCCCCAAGCAGUGGCGGCGGUGGCAGCGGCAGCAGCGGCCGUGGCUUCCCCAUCCCGCCACCGCCUCCCGCGCUCGGUGCCAACGGCGCGCCCGGCGGCAUUCCGCCCCCGGGUGCUGCUGCUACUGCUGCAGGCGGUAUGCCCCCCUUCCCUUCCCCAUCCCUCUGCCGGGCCAGCCGGGUGCGCCACCUCCCAACUUCCCUGGCUUCCCGGCCGGCAUGCCCAUCCCUGUACCCGGCCAGCCCGGCUUCCCGCCGAUUCCACCGCCGCAGUUCAUGCACGGCGCCGGUGCGGGUGGGCCGCCAAUGCCUGGCCCGCCUGGUGGCGACAGACGAUAAUCAUGGCAACAGAGAGACCAGUCGGCCAGCCAUGGCGUAG